Molecule: messenger RNA, 1224 nt
Organism: Eleginops maclovinus (Patagonian blennie)
Lineage: Eukaryota; Metazoa; Chordata; Actinopteri; Perciformes; Eleginopidae
Product: inositol 1,4,5-triphosphate receptor associated 2-like
Exons: 15
Coding region: 1-1224 (407 amino acids)
Biological process (GO): chromosome localization to nuclear envelope involved in homologous chromosome segregation; spindle assembly; telomere localization
Cellular component (GO): nuclear outer membrane; chromosome, telomeric region; meiotic nuclear membrane microtubule tethering complex
Molecular function (GO): dynein complex binding
Source: RefSeq, a predicted model, not a curated record
AUGUCUGAUGGCAAUGAUGCUGGCAGUGGGACAAGGGAUGUGCUCGAGGACAAUAACGACACAGGUGGAUUCUCUGAACAUGAACUCCUUGACAUCAUGUAUAAUGCAUGUAACACCUCCAACACAGGCGAGGUGUUGGCCUCCACCAUUCUGCAGUACCUGCAGACCAUGACCACUCAAAGUCCGGAGCAGGACAGACUGGCGGCCCUGCGACUGCUGCUCGACCCAGACUGUCAGGACCCUCAUGUGAGCAGAGAGACUUUCCACUCCAUCAUGAGGGAGUGGAUCGCACAGUGCAGCCAGGACAGUUCUGAUUUGGACAGCACUCAGGUAUCUUGGCCGGACUCCUCUAAAGGGCCCGUAAAUGGACUGGAUUUCUCUGGUGCUUCUCCAGAAAGCCACCAGUGUCCAUGUGAUGGAACAGACCUGUUGGGCACAGUGACUGAACUGAAGCACGCUCACAGAAAGCUGAGUGAACAGAACAGCAGCCUGCUGAGGACUGUGGCUCAGUGUGAAGACGUCAACCUGCAGCUCUCUCUGGAGGUCACUGAGCUGAGAUCAAAGCUGACCAGUGCUCAACGGUCAGCAGUGAGGGCCAGAUCCCAGACAGAAGAACUGGAGGAAACCCGCCGUGCGUUUAAAGAGGCUCAGGAGAGAGCCAGCCGCACACAGAGCAGCUGCACCAAACUGAGCAAUGAGAUUGAAUGCCUGAAGGUUCACAUUAGGAGGCUUGAAGACAAGAGUGAGAAACUGACCUUUGAAAGAACAUGUUCUGAAGAUAGUCUCAACAAACUCAGGAAGGCCAACACUGAGCUGAGGGCCGAGCUUGAGGAAACCCUGGUUAUGUUGACGCUGAGAGACAGAGAAAUUGCAAAGAAAGACCUUCUCAUGGAUAAGAUGAAGAACUGUCAUGUGGAGAAUCACAACAUGAUUGAGGUCCUGCAGUCAGAGAUGGUUAAGUUACAGAACCAUUCACACCAAGUUCUUCUGAGGUAUGAGAGACACUGUAUCAGUUCUCAGACUCUCUACAGCCGAGAUCCUCCAAACCACCGCUCUCUUCAGAGCGAGAUGCACGAUAUGCAGCAGCAGCAGCAUCACAGAGCUCUGGACAACAUAAGCCUCCAGUCUCUGCAAACACACAGCGAUGAUAUUCAGAGCAUCAUCCACAAGAUCAAGUCUGCUGAAAUUACUCAUCUUCUGCACAAUAAGACUCUGCCCCUGUAG